UUUUUUCAAUGAACCGAUUUGAAUUGUAUAUUAUCAUAAUUUGCUUGUUAGUGGUAUUCUCUAUAUCGGGUGAAACAAAUUGGCAAGAAGCAUUGAAAGACUAUGUCACUGAAUGUUAUGCUAAAAGCACACAGGAAGUUGGUGACGGAAAACCACGACCACGAAGAAACGAUGACCACUUCAGUAUAGGUGUGGAAUCAGUUGGACAGAAUACUCUGGAGACACUCAAUCAAUAUAUCACGAAAUGUUAUCAGAAAAAUACACAGGAAGUUGGUGACGGAAAACCACGACCACGAAGAAACGAUGACCACUUCAGUAUAGGUGUGGAAUCAGUUGGACAGAAUGUUCAGGAUAUGUUACAUCAAUAUAUCACAAAAUGUUAUCAAACAAGCACUGCAGUUCCAGUCAUCGACAUUAAACAUGAUGGUCAGGCAAAACGUCGAACACGCAGAACUUAUCAAGAGUCUGCGCCGACGAUUGAAAUCCAACAACAAGACAUUCAACAAGAAGAUGGUCCGGAAAAACAACUACCACGAAAAGAUGAUAUGCAGACUGUAUCGAUGAUGGAGUCUCGACAACAAGGUGCCAGUAAAAAGAUCGAUGAAGAUUCUGAUAUUUCAGAUAUACUCUAUAGAUACAUCACAAAAUGUUACGCAACAACCUUUUUCGUUCUAGUUACAGACUCAAAGGAAACUGAUCGAAGAGAAUUACGAAUGUUAAGCGACAACACAAGUAAUGCUAUUGUGAAGAAACGAAAAAUUCGAAGUAACGAGGUGAAGUUGGCCAGAAUUGUAGAAACUCCUGAUGGUGGUUCAUCGAUUUUCAAAGGAUUAUCAUUGUCAUAUAUCAUUAUCGCAGGUGUUGGUGGUAUUGUUCUACUCUUAAUUAUUCUAUUAGUAUGUUGUGCUUAUUGUAAGAGACAUUAA
Molecule: messenger RNA, 926 nt
Organism: Heterobilharzia americana
Lineage: Eukaryota; Metazoa; Platyhelminthes; Trematoda; Strigeidida; Schistosomatidae
Source: the annotation of a GenBank genome assembly